This is a messenger RNA of Atta colombica, 1772 nucleotides long. RefSeq names its product protein shifted-like (gene shf). Gene Ontology annotation, molecular function: signaling receptor binding. The coding region runs from base 606 to 1643 and encodes 345 amino acids. The transcript is spliced from 6 exons. The record is from RefSeq and is a predicted model, not a curated record. Gene Ontology annotation, biological process: anatomical structure development. Lineage: Eukaryota; Metazoa; Arthropoda; Insecta; Hymenoptera; Formicidae. Gene Ontology annotation, cellular component: extracellular region; cell surface.
GCGUGCCCCGACUCUCAUUGAGAGUCAGUCAGUCAGUCAGUCAGUCCACCGGAGCGACGCGGUUCGCGCGCAUCGUUACACAUCGCCGCUUGCGCCGUUCGCAAGCGAGAGAGGAAAGUUCGCGCGCCUCUCUCAUUCCUUUUUUCAUCCCUUUUUCACCCGCUUUCUUUCUCUCCUUCUCGCUCUUUCUCUUUCUGUUUUACCGAUCGAGGGGGUAGACAACCGUGCGUUGAAAUCACCGCGGGAUCACCGGUAUCUCCGCCGCGCGAUCGUGUCCCGUGCGCGCGCUCCGUGAAAUCUCAAAUCCUCCGAUUUCACGCGUCGGAUCGCCAACGGCACGCCGCACGCACGCCGGCACGUUGAAUUAUAUAGGAAGGCCGAGGCGGCCAGGAACGUUUUACGUUGCUCGUUAACUGCCAGUGCACGCACGGCGGUUGCCGGGGAAGGUCGAAGGGACGGGCUUCCUCACACCGGUGUGCGUGUAACACCUGGUAGCGGCGACGGCGACGACGACGACGACGAGGAGGACGAGGAGGACGACAACGACGACGACGACAGCGGCUGCGGCGACGGUACUGACCGGGACGUCGCGGUCGCGGGCAAUUAUGCGAUCGGCUGCGGCCGUCCUGGCCGCGGCGGCGAUGUUGGCCCUGGCCCUUCUCCUGGACGUCGCCGGCGUGGCCCUUGCCCGGCACCAACAUCGCUCUGGGAAUUCCGGCCACAAACCGUCCGGUGACAUCUCCCUCUGGAUCGAUCAGCAGCAAAUUAAGAUGUUCAGCGGGCUUGCAAUGGAAAUAUACGCGAUUGCGGAAGGCCGAGUACUCGCUUAUCUUUUAGAUCCGGAGUUUGAGAAUAAACUGCCGAUUAUCCCAAGCGAGGUGUCGCACGUGAAUUUCACGUGGAAGUCAGGAGUAAAAAAAUACUAUUACAAUUUUUUUCGUUUAAAGUCGUACGACGAGAGCAUCUUGAAAACUCCAUCGAUCACGAUCAAAAAGCAAGGACGAGUGCCUAAGAGACCGAAAGAUUUCAGCAUUCUUCUACCUUGCGCCGGCAAUUCGGGCAUAGCGCAAUUCGGGAUCAGUUUGAUGAUCGAAACCCUGAAAGGAAAACCUCUAAACGGGACGCCCCUCCGUCUCAGUUUAAGAAAAGAAUGCACCGUGCGCGAACCUAAUCCUGGUCCCUGCCCAGAUGGUUAUCUAGGUCCUAAUUGUAAAACAGCGCUUUGCUAUCCGAAUUGCAUGAAUGGCGGUAACUGUACGGCGCCAGGCGUGUGUUCAUGCCCGCCAGGAUAUCAGGGUCCUUACUGCGAAGGAGGUAUCUGCACAGAAAAAUGUUUGAACGGAGGAAAGUGUAUUCAGAAGGAUGUCUGUGAAUGUCCAAAAGGCUAUUUCGGCUUGCGCUGCGAAUUUUCCAAAUGCGUUAUUCCUUGUCUCAAUGGAGGCAAAUGCAAGGGCACUAACAUCUGCAGAUGUUCAAACGAAUAUAAAGGCAAUCACUGCGAAAUUGCAACCACACAUAUAACGUCACAACGUUCAACAUGUAGCAAGCCGUGUAAACAUGGAACCUGUCAAUCAAACGACACAUGUCUCUGUGAAGCUGGCUGGUACGGAAAGUUUUGUCACAAAAGCAAGCCAUGGGCUUAGAGACUAAUGGAAUAUCUUCAACGUUAUUAUUAUUCGUACCAAUUGAAUCCUUUAAAAAGCGACGUUAUUCUAAAAUUCACUAGAUGGAAUUUACGGCAGAUUGUGUUUACAUAUAUAUCCUGAAUUGUA